ACGCAUUAGAAUCCCACAAACAUAGGAAUAUUCCUUCAUUUCCUUUAAAAAUAAAAAAUAAAUAUUAUAUUAUAUAUUAUCUGCAAGGGUUUGUGUUUGUGAUUGUGUCGUACCUAAUUCAAAAUUCAUUUCUUUUCAAUCCUCUCUUUGAUCCCAAUUUCUAGAUCUGCUUGUCGCUGCCAUCGGCAACUAACCAUGGUUCUUCACAGAGAACUCGACCUUGUCCUUUCAUCCCCUUUCAUUGAUCCCCCAAAAGAUGGUUCGAAACCCAGUGGCAUGUCAAUUGAAAAGAAGAUAGAGUUCCUUGAGAGCUUGACUGGAAAGGUCACCAAUCGAAGGUCUCGCAGGUGGUUAAAUGACCGUCUCUUGAUGGAACUAGUGCCACGUUUAAAUGCAGAGGAAAUUAGGGGCUUAUUUGCUCCUCCACCUUGGGGUGACGAAGUGCCACCUUCAACAUUUUGCAUGACUAAUGUGGAGAAGUGGGAUAGAUUCAGGAAUAUAGACAUGGAUAAAGAGGUUAAUAUAAUUCAUGCCCUUGAAAACUCUUUAGAAAAGAGAAAAGGUCAUGUUGAUGCUGACAAGAUGGCAGUGUUGAAUGGCUGGCAUAGAGUUGAUUGUAGAACAAGAGAGGCACUACGCCGCAGCUCUCUUUCCGAACUCAUAGAGGGUUAUGAGGAAUGCGUGCGGGGCUUCAUAACAGAAAGUGCAGAUGGGGGAGUUCUUGAACUACGGGUUCAGGAUCCCUUUCAUAGAUUGUUGCUGCAUGGAGUUUGUGAGUUUUACAAUCUGGCAUCAGAUACAGAGACAGAUUUCAAUGGCACAGAGUCGUCAAAGAUUACAAGGAUAAAGAAGAAGAAAAGGGGUUCUGCCAAGCUGUCAAAUAUCACCCUGUCCCAUUUUCUGAAAAUGUCCAAGGAAGGAAGUUGGUAGUUUCUUCAGGCAGAGCUGUUGUCCAUACAAUAAAGCCUGAACCUUAGUGAUGGAUCUCCUGAACUGAAAAAAAAACCUGCCUCAAGUACCAGGA
Molecule: messenger RNA, 1024 nt
Organism: Abrus precatorius (Indian licorice)
Lineage: Eukaryota; Viridiplantae; Streptophyta; Magnoliopsida; Fabales; Fabaceae
Product: R3H domain-containing protein 4
Exons: 7
Coding region: 196-930 (244 amino acids)
Molecular function (GO): nucleic acid binding
Source: RefSeq, a predicted model, not a curated record